AUGUUUAAGAUUAGUCUAAUUACCUAUUUACUAUUACUAUUCACAUUUCUAUAUGUGGAGACAAAGUUAUCCAAAGAAUUACGUGCAAUCUACAAAUUUCAUAAACAAGUCCGUCAAGAUGUACAAAAUUGUAAGAUACCUGGUCAACCUCCAGCUGUAAAACUAGCAAAACUCAAAUGGAAUAAAUUUUUAGCUAAAAAAGCUAAACAACAAUCUAAACGAUGUAAAUAUGAUUCAAAUGAUUCAAAUGAUUUUAUAAUUGGUGAUUUUGAAUCAAUUGGACAAAAUCUAGCUGAUUAUCCAACAAUUGAAGGUGCUAUGAAGGAUUGGUUAAAUGAACAUAAAAAUUAUAAUUUUCAAACGAAUACAUGUAAUGGAGAUUGUAAAAAUUAUAAACAGAUGGUUUGGAAUACCACUGAAGAAAUAGGUUGCGGUUAUGAAAAGUGUGGAAAGAACUAUUUGAUUGUUUGUAAUUAUGCACCAGGUGAUUCUGAAGAAAGACCAUAUGAAGCUAAAUCCGAAAGUGAAUGUGAUAAAUCCGAAUGA
Molecule: messenger RNA, 546 nt
Organism: Schistosoma spindalis
Lineage: Eukaryota; Metazoa; Platyhelminthes; Trematoda; Strigeidida; Schistosomatidae
Source: the annotation of a GenBank genome assembly